This is a messenger RNA of Sinocyclocheilus rhinocerous, 1385 nucleotides long. It is a transcript of the gene mkrn2, whose product is annotated as makorin, ring finger protein, 2. NCBI's taxonomy places the organism in Eukaryota, Metazoa, Chordata, Actinopteri, Cypriniformes, Cyprinidae. Bases 213 to 1385 code for a protein of 390 amino acids. Gene Ontology annotation, molecular function: metal ion binding; ubiquitin protein ligase activity. The transcript has 7 exons. The record is from RefSeq and is a predicted model, not a curated record. Gene Ontology annotation, biological process: protein polyubiquitination.
ACAGUGAAUCAGUUGAGCCGAUUCCAUGCUUACUCUGUGAACUGGGUUUGUGAAACGAACCGUUCGAAAGAACCGAUUCGCGGAAACGAGUCGCUAGGCGGAAGCAAUGAUCAGCGUCGUCGCGGUGUAGCCGGUGAUAUUUUCAGGUUGCACAAAACCGUGGAGGCAGUAACAUUUCACAGAAAAACAUCACACUGGUAGCCGGAUAAAACAUGUCAACGAAACAGGUGACCUGCAGGUAUUUUCUGCACGGGGUCUGUCGGGAGGGCAGCAGGUGCAUGUUCUCUCAUGAUCUGGCCACAAGCAAACCUUCAACCAUCUGUAAAUACUACCAGAGAGGAGUGUGUGCGUAUGGAGACAGAUGCAGAUAUGAUCACGUCAGGCCUGUCAGCCGUGGCAGCGGCCCAUCGGCGGAGCAGCCGAGCAGCAGCAGCAGCGCAGGAGCGUCGGCCCCGGGGCCCGGACCCCCGUCAAACACAAGCAAACAUGCCAAAAGACCUCUGGUGCUGAGAGACAAAGCGCUGGGCUCUGACAGCAGAGCGGGGCCCGGUGUGAGGGACUGCUGGCACGACGGCGCUCACGGCAAACCUCACUCUUACCUGGAUGCCAUCCGCUCCGGCCUGGAGAGUUCGGCCGACCCGUGUCCCGACCUGGGCCAGCAGCCGCAGCUCUGCCCGUACAUGGCGGCGGGACCGUGUCACUACGGCGACAGCUGCCCCUAUCUCCACGGCGAUCUGUGUGAAAUAUGCCGGCUGCAGGUUUUGCAUCCGCACGACCCUGAGCAAAGAGCAGCGCAUGAGAAGAUGUGCAUGACGGCCUUCGAGCUGGACAUGGAGAGAGCGUUUGCAGUGCAGCAGAGUCAGGACAAGCAGUGUAAGAUCUGUCUGGAUGUGGUGUAUGAGAAGACGUCUCCGUCGGAGCGGCGCUUUGGCAUCCUCUCCAGCUGCUGCCACUCGUACUGCUUGAGCUGCAUCCGGCAGUGGCGCUGCGCCGAGCAGUUCCAGAACCAGAUCCGCAAGUCCUGUCCCGAGUGCCGCGUGGUGUCGGAGUUCGUCAUACCCAGCGUGUACUGGGUGGAAGACCAGGAGGAGAAGAACCGUCUCAUUGAGGAGUUCAAGUCUGGAGUCAGUAAGAAGCCCUGUAAAUACUUCGACCAGGGCAGAGGAACGUGUCCGUUUGGAGGGAAGUGUUUCUACAUGCAUGCGUACGCUGACGGGACACGAGCAGAACCAGACAAACCCCGCAAACAGCUGAGCGCAGAGGGGAACGUGCGGGUAACAGCCACACACUCACUCACUCACUCACACACACACACACACACUCACUCACUCACUAGGAGCUGCUUCACCUUCAUAAAAAAUGUUCAUUCACCUCAGCAGGUUUAA